Molecule: messenger RNA, 1534 nt
Organism: Seminavis robusta
Lineage: Eukaryota; Bacillariophyta; Bacillariophyceae; Naviculales; Naviculaceae
Source: the annotation of a GenBank genome assembly
CUCUUUCAGAACUCUCGCUCAAAAUAUGUACACGUCAUUUGUUUUAAAAAAGGUUAACGCUAAUGAGGGUCUUCGCUUCCUCGGUGUCAAACAACCGUGUUCCACGGCGCACAUCGCCUUCACACAAAAACCUGAGAGCACCCCACACAAGGUGUUGUUGUCGGUUGAGAUCGAGCGAGGGAAAGAGAGAUGUCAUUGGCAUGGUAAAGUGCGGUGGUAGUACAAGCUUCUAAAGGAGCUGUACGGUACUUUACAGGAAGCUUCUGCAGAAAAGAAAGGAGUGAGUAAGUGAGUGAGAGAGUUGGUGGGAAGACUAGAACGGACAAACUCGCAUCGUUUGGCCUGCUGUGCACACAUCACAUUUCCCAACACAACAACAAAAAAGAGCGAGAGACAACGACGAGGGAUCGAUUACAACAACAUGCCCACGGUUCAGUUUGAUGGCUUGGAUUGGGAAAUUGAGUACUCUAGGUCGGAGAGGGGUCACAGUGCUCGAAAGGAACGAAGGCGCCGUCGACAGGAAAAGAGAAAGAGAAUAGCAGAACGACGGGCCGCCCAAGCCGUCAAAAGAUGCGGUGUGGUCAUGGAAGAAUUCAAACGAGAAGGCAUUCAGUUUGCCGAGCACCUCAAAGCACGGGGACAAAUUGGGCUACUGCAUCUUUUCCAGAACGAACCACGAGAGCGACGCGACUUGGCCCGGCUCCUGGGAUGCUCAUCCCACGACGACGACGUCGAUUGUCUGGUGGCACAGUUUCUGGACACCAAUUAUUGCGACAGAACAUCGAUUUCUCAAAUUUUUGGUUUGAUUCAAUGGAGGGAUGACUUUGAAAAGCGCCAGUUGCCGGUUGUGCGAGCGGCCAAUCACUUUCUGGAUCGAUUGCGGCAAUUGGAACGAGCCAAUCGUCUCGCAACUCUGUUGGAUCAGCACACGGCCACCAAACAUGCCCUCUCCUUUGUUUGCCGCGUACACAGUUGCCAAACCGAAGGAAUCGCCGCCUACCUGAGAGACGAGAAUUGGGGAGCCGAACGAUUGACGGAUGGUGAACUUCGGUGUCUCGCGGCGGCCGAAGUGAGGCUGAAACUUCAGGGGAAUCCUCUGGACAAACUGUUAUUACUUGUAGUUGAUGAUGAUGACGAUGACGAUGGUCCUGAGAGUAGUGAAGAUGCGACACUGGAACGUCAUUAUUGUGCGUUGAUGGCACAAGCGACACAUCUCUAACUAGACAGACGACAAUCUCUCACUGCCUUUGUUUAGGAUGGAGGAGUAAUGGAAUUCUGGAUUGUUCUGACGAUCGAUGAGUGGUGGCUAUGUGUGCAUGUUAGUUUGCAGCGGGGCCUGCUAUGAGUUGCUUCUGGAGACCAUUCUACACGACAACCUGCACAGCCAUGGAUUGCCCACGAAACAUCAUGGAGGGCGGUAGCAUCCAACUUUUGGUGCCGCCAUUCAUCGGCUACGGAAAGACGAACAUCUUAUGACGACGUAUAGGCAACCCAAAUAAGAUUGGCAAAGUAAGGAAUACUUCGAUCGUGAAAU